GACAAACCUUGGAUCUCAUUGUGCCAGCUUAUUUUUUUUUAUUCACUAUCAUCUUAAUCUAGGAUGUGGUUAAACUCCAGCCCAUUGGGUCUGUACAACUGUGUGAAACUACCCUGUAGUCAAGAAAAACAUUAGAGGGAACUGACCGAGUGGGAAUGGGAAGUCUCCUAAUGUCUUCAAGGUUUCAGGAGAUGAUAUAAAAUGCAGCAUACCUCCUGUACAGAGGAUCGGAUCCAUCAUGCCCUGGAGAGAUGUUUACAUGGAUUGGAUAGAACUAUCUCUUCUAAUUGGAAGGCUGGGCUCUGUGUAAACCGUUGGAGCCUGGAAGAACUUGUGAGUAGAGAUCCCCACAGCUUUCUAAUCCUCAUUGAGAAGAUAUUGCUUAAAACCCAGGAGGUGCAGGAAAUGUGUCAGUAUGACUUAUUGGUGCCACUGGCUUUAAUGUUUUAUUCUGCAGCUUUACGAACUCCAUAUUUUCCUCCAGAAUGUAACCUGCUGAAGAAGGCAUACAAUAUCUACCACGGCCUUCUGACAUGGCCUGUGCCAUAUUGUAAUAUUUGCAAGGACCUUCUAGUAUUUAUUCAAGAUGAAAUGAAGGCACCAGGAAUCUCAUUCCAGAGGUUGGUAAGAGCAGAACAAGGAUUAACAACCAGAAAUCUUCAAAACAAAACAAUAACCGUGCUUUUACUUAAUUCUGCCGAGGUAUCGAGUGAGUUUAUGGAAGUUGCCGAGAGGAUUAGCAACAACAAACAGUCUCUGGGAACCUCUUACAUCACCCUGGUUAAGCACAUGUAUCAGGCAGUUUUUGGUGCCAAGUACAAUUUGAAUGACAUUCAAAAUGCUCUUGAGUCCAAAACUGCCGACGAACUCCUAGACAUUUUCUCAAAUUGUUCUGACAUUAUGGAGGUCACAGCAACCAUGAAGGAUUCUGCCAAAGCUAAGGAACAUUUAGUGAACAAAUUAGAGGAGAUAAAAGAAAGAUUUGGACUCCUCCCAAAAGCAGCCCAGAAUGCGAUGGUUAAGUUGCAAACAAUUUCAUUGCCAGUUGCCAAUUGCUACAGCUACCAAUGGGACAAGGAUAAUUUCGAUGUUUUACGCGAGGUUCUCCUGAAAGAGUGUGAGAUUCCUGAUACUGCAUUAUUUCCGUUGAAUGACAAUGAGAAUGAUGAAGAAGAGUUUGAGGAGGAGGACGAGGAAGGGGAAGGGGAGGAGGAUGCAAGUGGAAAUGAGCGAGAUUCUGUGAUAUCCUCAAUAUCUGUAACAUCUAAAAACUUCAUGAAAUCAUUUGUUUCAAAUCUCUCAGACUAUAUGGACAGUGGUUAUAUCGAAGAUGGAGAUGAAAGUUCAUCUGAGACAGCAGGUUUGUCAGACCAGAAAGAGGAAAAGUGCAAUACAGUCGGAAAAAAAUUAACAAAGAAAAUAUCUAACUUUUUCAAAGCUAGGAAUAGCCUUACGCACAAAGCGGACCCAAAAUAUUGUUUAAACAAAUCCUUCUCAAACCUGUGUAAGAGCAGCUAUACUUUGUCAUCGAGUACCUUACCUCUUCGUCGAGCAGAAAGCUUGGGCUGCACUGAGGUCAAACGUAAACUUCCGAUGAAGUCCAGACGCUCAAACUCAUUGCCACAGCAUGCAACCUACAAUUAUCACUCCGAACGACAGUUACUACAUAACACCUGCUUCAAACGGAGACCGUACCUCAGCUUCGAGGAUGAGUGUAAAACCAUGACACUGCGAAUUGUUGUUUUUGGUACUGACAGGAUUCUAGGGAAAGUCGCAAGAGCCUACAGCAACCUCAGGUUGCAGGAGAGCAAAUGUCCCUUUCUCACAAAAUACUUCAGGAUGCAAUUUUUUUAUAUUCCUCUGCAAAGAAAUUCACUAAGUAGCCCGGUACAGUUUACAAGCUCCCCCACAGACAACCAGCAGAGACCAUCCAUACAACUGGACUUCAGUUCAGUUGAGUCAACAGACAAAGAUAGCACCAAUAACAUUGCUCAGUAUAUUGGCAUGUUGGAUUCCUGGUAUGAACGAAAUAUUCUAGACUUACUGACCUUGCCAACAACUCUGCUUUGCCAGGAGCCUUCCAAAUCUGAAAAUGACCUUGCUGAUAGGGCACAGGAGAAGCUUCCCAUCUUGGGUGACCUGAUCCUUUAUUACUGUCGGAAUGCUGCCAAUCCAGUGCUGGUCCAGCUUUACCAAGCAGAGUUAACUUUGGCAGGGGGUGAGAAGAGAUCUGAGGUCUUUGUUUAUUCGCUUGAACUGGGACAAUCUGCUGCUACAAGAGCAAUUAAAGCUUCAGGGCCCGGGAGUAAAAGGCUUGGCAUUGAUGGUGACAGAGAAGCGGUCCCAUUGGCACUGCAGAUUGCCUACUGCAAGGCAACAGUCAGCCGAAGAAGCCAGUGGAACAAUGUGGACAAAAACUGCACAUCUGUAAACCUUAGCAAGGCCUGUAACAAAUAUGAUGAACUAGAAUCCAAUACAGAAUAUCUUCAUCUUUCUAUGACUGAAGUGGUGAAGCGACAGAACUCUAAAUCCAAAAAAAGUUAUAAUCAGCAAAUAAGUAUAACCAAAAUCAAGAUUGACAAGGUACAGAUAAUAGGGGUUAAUAAUACCACAUUUGCAGUUUGUCUGGACCAGGAUGAGCAAAAGGUUCUUCAGAGUGUAACAAGAUGUGAAGUGUCUGUGUGUUACAAGCCUGAGGAUAGGGUGCCUCACAAGUUGAAGAAACACACCUCUUUUCAGAUGCAGCAGCAGCCAUCAAAGUUCUAUUCGCUUCUCUGUCUUCCAAUUGUAACCUUCAGUGGAGCUUUGCCGUAGGAACUGCAGAUGAUGACACGUUGUCUCUAUUGCACUACUGGCUAAAAAUUUUGUUGCAGCAAAACGAUGGACCUGAUUUUAGAUAAUGUGCUGGCACUAAUAGAUUUGAUAUUUUUCAUCGGAACUCACAAAAGAUGAAGUAGCAAAGGCGUGCCAAUCUAAAUUGUGAUGCAAGUGGCACAAACAGUGCCACAUAGGUUGCUUUCUAGCCAUUGUUAAUAAAAUUGCUAGGGAGGGAAGAGACAGGAUGGUUCUGAGACAGCUAGUGGCUAUUUGUUUUGGAGCUGUUUCAGAAAUUGGAACUUCACUGUCACAAUUUAGCAGGUGCUGUCAUUGGCCUUGACUUGCAUAUUCAUGUGGUGCAAGUAUAAAAUUCUUGAAGGAUAGCAGUCUGAUGCUUCCUCCCAUGCACUGAUGCAUUGCAGCACAGCGAGACCACAGAUCACAACGUUAACUGGGCGGAGUGCGAAGUGCAGAAUUUGGUAGGAGUAGGAACUUGGAGCGGUGGGAAAGAGGUGCUUCAUUUUACAUUUCAUACUUGCAAAUUAGUGUGUGGGAAAAUAAACAAUCAAAACAAAAGCAUAAAACAGACUAAAAGGUAAUUAACUAUAAACUAAUAUGGACUAAGAUAAGGUGAAAAUUAGGAUGAUUAAACCAGGAUUCAAACACGUGAGAUUUUCCAUUCGGUUGAAAUAAAUAACUCCAAGGCCAGCAACAUCACAGGAUAGUAUGUUGGUGAUUGAUGUUAUUUGCUUAUGAGUGAGUAAAUAGUAUUUUUUUAAUGGCAGUUAUCCUAAUUUUAAUUCAGGCUAUCAAUAAACAAAUAAAUGAAAAAUACUAUAGAUGGUAGGGCAGGCUGUGUGACCGCACUGUGGUAAGUGGGUGUUCGUGAAUAGUGAGACUAUCCUCAAUUUCUACAGCUGCAGAAAACAUCUGUGCCUUGAGUCACUCUGGCUCUGAGUCAUUGAGUUAGAGUUUGAGACACCCUCAAACAUAAUGGAGGGGGAAGAAUUUCUACCUUGUUUUAUUCAGACCACAGUCCAGAGGAAAGCACAGGCAUAAUUGCCCAGGUAGCAGGGACUUUGGAGAGGUUAUGAAGGAAUUUUCAGACUCAGUUCCUGUCUAACAGCACUUGCUACCAACGAAGGCAAGGAGAAAGAUUGUUGGGAAGACACCUAGAAUAGUAGUCCUUAAGGCACUCUGGAUCAGAAGCUGUAGGGAAGAGCAGAAUAGAAAUGCAGUGCAGAGUGCGGAUUUUAUAAUUAGGAGGAUAGAUAGCAUCCUCUGGAGCCACAAAUGAGAGUCUCAAAAAGUGUAUUGCCUACAUGUUAGGGUAGAGGAUAUCUUAAGGCAGCUAGAAAGGAAUCUGGAAAGGGUGCCAGUGUGUUUUUUCUUGAUGGAUCACUAAAGUCAGUAGGAACAGGAAGAAGGUCCUUUUGAGACAGUACCAGGAACUAAUUUAAAUGGCAGGGCCUCGAGAGUAACAAUUUCGAGAGAUUAGAAGAAUUAACAUGUUGCUAAAGGGCUGAUUUGGGAAAGAGCGGUUCCUUUUCAUGUGGCACUGACACCAGUACUGGGACAGGAGGGAGCUGCGCUGGUGGUACAAGCCUCCA
Messenger RNA from Carcharodon carcharias (great white shark), 4427 nucleotides. It is a transcript of the gene pik3r5, whose product is annotated as phosphoinositide-3-kinase, regulatory subunit 5. The transcript has 19 exons. Bases 202 to 2814 code for a protein of 870 amino acids. Gene Ontology annotation, molecular function: 1-phosphatidylinositol-3-kinase regulator activity. NCBI's taxonomy places the organism in Eukaryota, Metazoa, Chordata, Chondrichthyes, Lamniformes, Lamnidae. The record is from RefSeq and is a predicted model, not a curated record. Gene Ontology annotation, cellular component: phosphatidylinositol 3-kinase complex, class IB. Gene Ontology annotation, biological process: G protein-coupled receptor signaling pathway; positive regulation of MAP kinase activity.